AUGGUUUCGCGCUACAGCAAGAAAGGAGAGGGACAAAUAGCAUGGUGCCUCUGUACCCUACCCAUCGUUAUAUUUCCAUUUAUUGUUAUAUUUUGGUUGCAUCGUAGUUUCUCAGCCGAAGAUUUUCUUCAGCAAUCCAGAUUUCAAAGCAUCACACAGGCACCAACUAUAAGAAAAGAUUUGAGACUUGCCAAAGAGCAAAAUGAGUUUUUCGAAACGUUACUAAAUAUGACAAGGUCUCCGACUCAGCGAUCUACGGUACCUCCUGUCGUUCUCGCGAUUCACUCGGGAAAGCGAGUUACGCCGGCCGACGCCGACCCGAUCGAGUUGCAACGUGAAGAAGAGUCUUCAGAUAACGAUGGAAAGGUCGUGAUUGUAACACCUGGCCCGGACACAGUAUUAGCAAGGAAAAUAGUCUUCACCCCUAGAGAGGAAGAAAUCACAGGUCAUGAACUUCUGGCGGCAUUUUUUGAGCAAGUUGUUCCAGAUAACAUGGCAGGGAAACUAAACGUUCAUACAUGGCAAGGUAUUUGCGGCCCGUACGUUGAACAGCUUCGCCAUUCUCCAUUAUUUCCUCGCUUUCCUUUCGUUAGAAAAUUUCUGGAUCAAUUUAAAUCGCAUCAGGAGGGCAGCGAUUUUGGAGAGAGGAUCUUCGGGUUCAUUCACCCGGAAAAGCAAGGCUUUCACGAGUUCGCGAUCACUUCCGACGAUACAUCGGAACUGUGGCUUAGCACCGACAGCAAUCCGAAAAAGUCCCGACUUAUCGCCGCAGUCUAUUCGGCAAAUGGCGCAGCGUGGACAACACCGUAUAAUUAUAAAAAGUUUCCUGUCCAAGUUUCAAGGAAGAUUGCUCUGAAGUCUUCCAGAAAAUAUUACAUUGAAGCGCUCCAUAAACAAUCAAAGGGUCGUAGCCAUGUUCAGAUAUUCUGGAAAGAACCAGAUGCAAAAACAUUUAAAAUUAUUCAAGGCAAGUACUUAUCUCUGUAUGUGGACGAUCGAGAUAUGCACGAAGAAGGGAUUGUCGAAGAAAUUGAUUUUCACAGCUAUGCGCCACCGGGAAUUCCUAGCCAUUCCAAAAGAAAAUUAGAUCCCAGCGUUGAGAAAUUCCUGUAUAGAUGCUAA
Molecule: messenger RNA, 1122 nt
Organism: Pocillopora meandrina
Lineage: Eukaryota; Metazoa; Cnidaria; Anthozoa; Scleractinia; Pocilloporidae
Source: the annotation of a GenBank genome assembly